Molecule: messenger RNA, 2400 nt
Organism: Striga asiatica
Lineage: Eukaryota; Viridiplantae; Streptophyta; Magnoliopsida; Lamiales; Orobanchaceae
Source: the annotation of a GenBank genome assembly
AUGCCCAGGAAACGAAAAACCCGCGCCACCGAAGCUCUCGAGGAGCCCGAAGUCGUGCCGCAAACCGAGCCUGAGCCCGAACAGCGCCAAGCAGACGAAACCAUGGAAGUCGAAGACCAGGGAGCGGGAGACGAAGCCGUGAAGGAGGAGGAAGAAGCAGAAGAAGAGCCGGAAGAAGCAGAAGAAGAAGAGCCGGAAGAAGAGAGAGACGGCAAAGAGGAACAGCCGGACAACAUCCAGAAGAAUGAAAACGAAGCCAUCGCCGACCAGGCGAGUGAUGAGCAAGCGACUGAAAUUACUGAGAAGCCUUCUGAUGUCUCGGAGAAUGGCCAGGGACAGAAGGAAGAAGAGAAGGAGGAGGAGGAUGAAUUGGAGGAAGAGCCGCUCGAGAAGCUUCUCGAACCUUUCUCAAAGGACCAACUGACUCUUCUGAUCAAAGAGGCGGUGGCCAAACACCCGGAUGUAAUUGAGAGCGUGAACAGAUUGGCCGACGCAGACCCCUCCCACUGCAAGAUAUUUGUUCACGGGCUCGGCUGGGAGGCCAGUGCUGAGACCAUCACCUCUGCCUUUGCCCAGUAUGGCGAGAUCGAGGACUGUAAGGUGGUCAAGGACAAAAUCUCCGGGAAAUCAAAGGGCUAUGGCUUCAUCCUGUUCAAGCACCGUCAUGGGGCCCGCCGCGCCCUGAAGCAGCCUCAGAAGGUGAUUGAUGGUCGGCUGACUUCAUGCCAGCUGGCGUCAGCUGGGGCCGUUCCUGGUCCAGCUGCUGUGGCUGCUGCCUCGGGUCCGCCUGCCUCUGAGUACACUCAGCGGAAGAUCUACGUGAGUAACGUGUCAGCCGAGCUUGAUCCCAAUAAGCUUCUGGAAUUCUUCUCCAAAUUUGGGGAGAUUGAAGAAGGGCCUCUGGGUUUGGAUAAACACACAGGGAAACCCAGAGGUUUCUGCCUUUUUGUGUAUAAGAACCUGGAGAGCGCACGAAAGGCUCUGGAGGAGCCACACAAGACUUUUGAGGGGCAGACUCUUCACUGCCAGAGAGCGGUGGAUGGCCCCAAGCACAGUAAGGGUAACGUCAACCAGCAGUUUGGUCAGCCUUAUAAGCAGCAGCAACAUCACCAAGGCCACCAUCAGGGGUAUUAUGGUCAUCAGGCGAAGAAGGGGAAAUAUGGUGGGGGCAGUGGUAUGAGCCAUACGGGGGGACACUUGAUGGCGCCCAGUGGAGGACCUGGUGUUCCAGCCGCUGGCUUUAAUCAAGUGGUUGCCCCUGAGGCUAUUGGACAGGCUGUAGCAGCUUUGUUGGCCACUCAGGGAGCAGGCUUAGGUAUUGGAAACUUGCUUGGAGGGAUUGGAGCUGGGGUCAAUCCACAGGGGGCCCCACCACCUAUGAUGAACAAUGUGGGUUACGGAGGUCAGGCUAGUGCUGGUGGCUAUGGAGGUCAGCCUGGUAUUCAGGGAGGUUAUGGUGGCCAGCAGCAGAUGGGUCAAGGUGGUUAUAGGCCACAUCAGGGUGGAGCACCCUACAUGGGCCACGAUGCUACUGAGAAGAAGUGGAAUGACGAUUUGGUUGCUCUCUAUCAAUUCUUCAAAAAUGCUUCAAAACUUUUAGAUUGGACUCUGCUGAUUCUUCUGAAGUCGGGCAAACUUGCAAAUGAAGUCUGUGUUCCCAUGUAGCAAACUUAUGAUUUCCAUAAAGACUAGAAUUUAUGAAAAAAUGUAUGACUUUUCUAUUUAAUUUCCUGUUGAACAAUUUCCAAAAUGAUGUCGUAUUUUGGGCCAGUAACAACUUUUUGAGGGGUUGAUUCUUGGUUCAUGCUACUUCUUGUCUUUCUUAAGGAUGUGAAACAAUGCCAAUUAUCUUUCUUUUGUGCAACUUUUCUAAGUAUUGAAUUGAUGUUUUUCAUCUCUUUGCUUAUAUUAAAAUGUAGCCUUUAACUUAAUGUUAUACUCAUGUUAUAGUGAUUUGAAUAAUCCAUCGUUUGAAUAACCCCUUAUAUGUAUGCAACUUAUUCUAGGGGUUGAACUUUGAAGCCUUACAUUUUUCUUUAUUUUCUUUCUUUUUUUUUUCCUUUUGCCCCAAGUGUGUUGAAUUGGGCUGGGCAGAUAAGAUUUCUCAGUUGAUUGUUGACUAACUUACGUCAUAGUUUGAUGUUGUACCAGCUCUUUGCAGGAACGCAUAGUGCACGAUAGCUCUUAACACAUCAGAGUCGCUGCCACUUCUUUGCUUUAAAUGUUUGUUAUCCAUCAAUCCAAAAACUGCAUCUCAGUUGCAAUAUACUAAGUUAAAAAGUUUUCUAUUUCAACAAACAUAUUGCUUCACAUAUUUGAAAUUGAUGAUAUUCAAUCAUAACUUGCAUUUCUACCAAAAGUUUUGUUGCUAAGGUUAAAAAGAUCUUAGCAAAAUGAAAU